Molecule: messenger RNA, 6185 nt
Organism: Hemiscyllium ocellatum (epaulette shark)
Lineage: Eukaryota; Metazoa; Chordata; Chondrichthyes; Orectolobiformes; Hemiscylliidae
Product: ATP-sensitive inward rectifier potassium channel 8-like
Exons: 1
Coding region: 1012-2253 (413 amino acids)
Biological process (GO): potassium ion import across plasma membrane; regulation of monoatomic ion transmembrane transport
Cellular component (GO): plasma membrane
Molecular function (GO): ATP-activated inward rectifier potassium channel activity
Source: RefSeq, a predicted model, not a curated record
AAAAUCGGCUGAAUCUGUGCCCUCGUAGUUACUCAGGGUUCGUAGCGACAGACAGGACAGUGUGUCCCAGGCCGGUGCAGUCUAACACAUACACACACACAAACACACAGAGGCAGGAGACAGACCUCUGCCCGGGACUGGCGGUGUGGAUGUGCGAGGUUCCCUUCAGUGAUGCUCCACUUUCUCAGCCUGUCUCUCCUGCGGGUCUGCCCAGCUCUGGGAUAGCAGCGACAGGGAGCGUUAGCUGGUCCCACGGCUGUGCCAGGCUGCCCCCACACCAGCGUACCACCGCGAAAGGACCAAGGGACAGGGGAGCCAUGUUACACUUCGCCUUGGACAUCAAGAAAGAAGGCAGACCCUCCUGCCCGGGUGUAUAGCAAAAGGACACGCGGCUUUGAAUACCGGGCACCGCUACAUCAAUAUCGGAGUGUUUCUCUCUCUGUCUCAUUCCCAGACACCAAUUCAAGUGCCCAGCUCUGCUUCUAUACCGAGGAUCAGCAGUGCCACACUCUCUCCCAGACACCGCUACAACUGGUCUGCUCAGCAAAGUGGGUUCAGGAGUGUCACACUCUCUCUCCGUCUGAGUCUCCGACAAGGUCAGACUGUCUACAAAGGACCAGGAGUGAGUUCCUCUCUCUCUCUCUCAGACACCAACACUGAGUGGUCUACUUCACAACCGGGGGAACUGAAGUGCCAGUCUCUCUCGCCCUGACACCACUAAAGUGCCUGCCACACUCUCUCACAGACAUCAGGGCAAACUCUACCCGUCUGCACAGGACCAGGAGUGAGCUGCUCUCUCCUAGACACCAAGACUGAGUGUUCUGCUUAGUAACUGGAGGACAGAAGUGCCCAUCCCUGUCUCUCUCUCUCUCUCUCGCCCAGAUCCCACGACAAAAGGCCAAACCCAAGUCAGACUCAGGAGCGCCAGUGUCUGCGGUCUGCCCUCGCCCCCAGCCCAGCCCAGCCCAGCGCAGGGUGCCUGGUGGGUAAGGCCAGGACUAUGCGGCCACAAUGUUGGCCAGGAAGAGCAUCAUCCCGGAGGAGUACGUGCUGGCCCGGAUCGCCGCCGAGAACGUGCGGCGUCAGCCCCGGUACACGGCGCGGCCCCGCCAGGCUCGCUUCAUCGCCAAGAACGGCUCGUGUAACGCGGCGCACAAGAACAUCCGAGAGCAGGGCCGCUUCCUGCAGGAUGUCUUCACCACCCUGGUGGACCUCAAGUGGCGCUACACCCUGUUCAUCUUCACCAUGUCGUUCCUGUGCAGCUGGCUCCUCUUCGCCAUGAUGUGGUGGCUGCUGGCGUUCGCUCACGGAGACCUGGACCCCCGGCGGCCGGGCACCGCCUUGGAGCCGUGUGUCACCAAAGUGCGAUCCUUCAGCUCCGCCUUCCUGUUCUCCAUCGAGGUGCAGGUCACCAUCGGCUUCGGCGGCCGCAUGAUCACCGAGGAGUGUGCGAGUGCCAUCGCCGGCCUGAUCGUGCAGAACAUCUCGGGGCUGAUCAUCAACGCGGUCAUGUUGGGCUGUAUCUUCAUGAAGACGGCGCAAGCUCACCGCCGGGCGGAGACCCUCAUCUUCAGCCGGCACGCCGUCAUCUGCCUGAGGAACGGCCGCCUGUGCUUCAUGUUCAGGGUGGGCGACCUCCGCAAGAGCAUGAUCAUCAGCGCCUCGGUCAGGAUGCAAGUGGUCCGCAGGAGUACCACCGCCGAGGGCGAGCUGCUGCCGCUGCACCAGAUCGAUAUCCCGGUGGACAACCCCCUGGGCAGCGGCAGCAUCUUCCUGGUGGCUCCGCUCACCAUCAGCCACGUGGUGGACCGCCGCAGCCCGCUCUACCAGAUCUCGGCCAGUGACCUGCAGAGCCAGAACCUGGAGGUCAUCGUCAUCCUCGAGGGGGUGGUGGAGACCACCGGCAUCACCACCCAGGCCCGCACCUCCUACAUCUCCGAGGAGAUCCUCUGGGGUUACCGCUUCGUGCCGGUGGUCACCGAGGAGGACGGCACCUACUCGGUGGACUACUCCAAGUUCGGCAACCGCGUCAAGGUGGCGACCCCGCGCUGCUCCGCCCGGGAGCUGGACGAGAAGCCCUCCAUCCUGAUCCAGACCCUGCAGAGGAGCGAGCUCUCGCACCAGAAUUCGCUGAGGAAGCGCAGCUCCAUGAGGAGGAACAACUCCAUGAGGAGGAGCACCUCCUCUCUGGUCAUCCCCAAGGUCCAGUUCUUCACCCCCACCGACUCCGGGCCCGAAGCGAGCGAGAACUGAGCUCCCGGUUGGUGGCUCUCACUGCCCCUCCCACCCCCCCUCAAAGAGGGACUGUCCAGAUACUGAACGUGCAGACCAUUUUUGUGCCUUUACUUCACACGGUGUAAUUUAACCCCUCGCCACUCUUUGAGCAACCGGCCUGAUCUGGAACAAAACAGAAAAUGCCGGAGAAACUCAGUAGGUCUGUACAGAGAGAGAGCAAAAGAGUUAACAUCUCAAGUCCACUAUUCUUUCUCCAGGAACCGUUCUCAAGAAGAGUCAUACUGGACUCCAGAUGUUAACUCUUCCUCUUUUCACACCAUGAUGCCAGGCAUGCCAGUUUCUCCAGCAUUUUCGGCUAUAGUUCACAUUUCCAGCAUCCAUAUUAUUUUACACUCACCUUAUAUCUGUAUGCUUGUGAGUCUCCAAAUUGGCAUUGACCCAUUAGUUAAGUGGCCUAUUUUAAAAAUGUAAAAUGUGAUACUCAUGGUAUAUUAACAAAUGUAUGCUACAUACCAAGGCAGCGAUGACUUAGUCACUGUCUUAGUGCCAUAGCAUGCAAGUGCUGGGAAAUGGGAUUAAAGUAGAUAGGCACUAAACAAGAAAACCAAAGAACUGCGGAUGCUGGAAACUGGAAACACAAAUGUUAAUAUUGCUUUCGCUUCACAGAUGCUGCCAGAUCUGCUGAGUUUUCCCAGCAAUUUCUGUUCGUGUUGGAGGAGAUAGGUGUUUGAUAGCUGGUGCGGACACGAUGGACUGAAGGGUCACUUUCGGUGCUGUAAAAUUCUAUGAAUUCUAUUGGCUAGAAUAAAAUUGUACAUAUAGAAUUUGUAGAAUUGUUUGUAGCAUAAAAUUGCAAUUAGACUAGUGCACUUGAUUUCUUGUAACUGCUAUAUCUCCAAUAACAUAGGCACCUACUGUAAUCGAGUUUGGAAGUUCAUGCAAAGUUGUGUUUGAAAAUGUUCAUGGUCCUUUUAAUUAAUAUGUGUCAUGUUUUUGUAUUAGAGGCUGGAUGGGCAGUGAGAUUUACAUUGAAUUUAAUAUAAUUCAUACCUUGAAAGUGAAUUUCUAUAGCAUUGGAUUUUAUUAUGUGGUCUCCCUGAAGUUACAAUCAGAAUGUUGGUUGCAGUUUGAGUUCUAACUCUGCCCCACACUGGAACCACAAUGGAACUAUAUUUUGAUACUCAAGUGAGCAUUCCAGGAUGUGAGGUGAUUUAUUCACUGAAUUCGUCUUUCAAAAGCUACCAAGUUUAAAUAUUAAAGUGCAGACUUUGUUAUCUAUGCACAUUAAAUAAUUUCAGCUCAGCUUUAAUGUGACAAGGAAUUCGAGUAUGAAUUUUUACUGCAUUUCUCCUGUGAACCAGAAAUGAUGAUAUGUUAAGGUCACUCCCUGUCAGAGAAGUUCUAGUCCAUGAUCCUAAUAUUUUAACUGCCGACUGUUGGAAAUCUAGUGGUUGUCUAGAAGAAGUUUUUUCUAUAGAAGAUGACAAUUAAUGUUACAUAUGGGUGAUCCAAUCUGCUGGACUGGUUCAGACAACCUGUGGAGGGGAGAGGAGGGUUUGUGUUGUCUAGAAACUCUGCCAUAAUUUUUUCCCUUUACUAAUUCUACAAUCUCCAUGCAAUUACAUGGCUAUGUGUGUGUUUGGGGAGAUGAUGUUUUUGUUUCUAUGUAUCUCUCAGUAUGUGUACAUCUGUGAGUGUGUGUGUAGUUGGGAUUCAGUUUGAAUUUGUACAUGUGAUAGGUGUGUGUGUGGAGUGUGUGGAUCGUGUUUGUAUGGGUAUGUUGGGAUUGAGUUUGGAUGUGGGUGAAUCUAUGGAUUAUAUAUGGUGUAUGCUGUGUGUAUGUGAGUGUGGUUAUGUGGGCAGUAUCUGUGGGUGGAGUUAUGUGCAGUGAGAGUUCUGAAUAUUGGUGUGUGGGGGAGAGUGGGGAGUGUACGUGAGUAGGAAUGUAAGAGUGAGAAUGCAUGAGUGAGAAAGUGAAGAUGUGUGGGUGUGGGUGAAUGGAGAAUGUGUAUGUAUGGUUGUGUAUAGGUGAGUAGGGAAUGCAUAAUGUGUGCAUAUAUAGGUGUGUGUUGGUAAGUGGGAAGCAUGUGUGUGAGUAUGUGUGGCUGGAUGUGAAUGAAUUAGGUAUGUCUGGGGUGUGUAUGAAUCGAUAAUUGGAUAAAUAGGGUGUGUGUGUGGUUUGGGUGUGUGUAUGAUUCUGUGUUGAGUGUGUAUGUAUCUAUGUGUGUGGAUGAGUGGAGUACAUGAGUGUGUGUUAUAUGCAUAGGUUGGGUAUGUGCGCGCGUCUCUGUGUGGAAUAGUGUGGGUGAGUGCAUAUGUGUGGGCAGGUUGGGUGUGGGUGAUUGUGUAUAGUGCGGGGAGAAGGCAUUCAGCAAGUGACCAUUUAUUAGUUCCCCAGUUACCCUGAAUAUGGGAUGGCUUGAUAGACCUGCUUUCCUUUCCUGCAUUCCAAUUUCCUUUGUUCUUCCUGUUAACAUCUUCAUUAACAAGAGAAGUGAUGUAACCCUAUUGUCUGAGUAAGCAGGCUUGUGCAUUUAAGCACAUUCUUUUUUUAAAAGUAUUAAUUAUUGUCUUCAGCCCCCAGUACAAACUCUGUUCUGCAGUUUGCUGGCUCCAUCCUUCCCCUGGUAACUGUAUGAGGCUGAGCAAAACUGUUCACCAUGUUCUGUUCCAUUUGAACAGCUUUGAAGUACAUACCUGUGCCGUCACUAAGACAACUUGCUAUCGCUUUUGUAACUUUGAUUAACCCCUCCCCUGCUACACAUUUGACUGAACAGCCUUGUUAAGCUUCCCAUGUAAUAAUCUUUGUAAACUCAAGAUCAUCCAAAUUUUCCUGUUCAUGACCGAACUUGCACUAAAUCCUGUCCAUUUUGUGCUCACCAAUGACAUUGGCUCCUGGUUAAGCAAUGUUAUGAUUUUCAAAUUCUAUCCUUAAAUUCUUUCACUUCCUCAGUCCUCCCCAUCUCUGUAACCUGCUGCAACCCUCCAAGAUAUCUAUGCUCCUCUAACCCCAGCUUCUUGGGGGAUCCCUGAUUUUAAUUAUUUCAUCAUCGGUGGCUAUUUUAUGUUUUUAUAUAUCCUUGCAUCCAAUCUGCAAGGAUAUAUACUUUAAAUCUUGAGCUAGCACUGAUUCAAAAGGCUGAACGAGAAUCAAUGAUAGUUUGUCAUGAAGUCUGAGGGGUCAACUGUAGCCCACAUAACGGGAUGAUGUGGUUGGGCAAGAAUGAGGGUAAGAUGGUAGAAAGGAAUUUUAUGCUAUGGUCUAACCUCCAUCAUCUUUAUGUAGCUUAAUCGAAACACAGGAAGAUUAGCUGUCUCCAGCAAGUGGGACUCCACUUUACUUCAGUCACAUUCAAGCUACAUAAGCAAUGCCUUGCCAGCAUUUUAAACCCUGGUCCGUAUGGAACCAGUCUGUGUAUAGGGAACCCAGUAGAAGUCUGAAGAAUGUCGAGAAGAGGUGAGGGAUAAUUUUUGAAAACUGAUUUUCUGCAGAAUUCCAUAGCAUUGGGAGGAGGAGCUAUGCCUCUUCCCUCCUGGCUCCUCAGGGAUGCCUCACCCUCCUGCAUUCGGCUCCCAAAGCCACUGUCUGCAAUCUGGAAUUUUAUUCUAAUUCCCUUGGUUCCCAGUGUCCUCAAGCUCCUGACAAGUUUUAUGCUCCAACCCAACAACCUUGCUUGUUUUAAACCUCUGCCAGAUGGAAGACUGUCCUGGGUUAUUGAAGAUUUAGGUCCAGGAGUUAAAAUGACAGCGGCUUCACCCUGCGCUCUCACUAUGUUGUGGAUUUCCCUCUCAGCUGCACCUUCACAAACAUCUUACCAGUUAAAAUCACUCCUAUGUUUAGAUAGAAGGUGGGCUCCAUAUUUAAAGCUCUUGUGUGCCCUGAAUUGUAAGCAAUGAUUUAACAUCAUUCUGAAAAUAUGGCUCUGUUGAAUGCAUUUUAUGUAAAUAAA